Molecule: messenger RNA, 3511 nt
Organism: Zingiber officinale
Lineage: Eukaryota; Viridiplantae; Streptophyta; Magnoliopsida; Zingiberales; Zingiberaceae
Product: probable methyltransferase PMT24
Exons: 9
Coding region: 352-3258 (968 amino acids)
Cellular component (GO): cytoplasm; trans-Golgi network; endosome
Molecular function (GO): methyltransferase activity
Source: RefSeq, a predicted model, not a curated record
GGCCGCGAAUGGAGCGCGUGAGGUCGAGCGAUGAGACGAGGCUUCGCCACUCGCCUUCGAAUCCGGACUUCCGGUGGCUGCACUUCCUUCUCGUUCCUCUCGCCCUCCUCCCUCUUCCGCUUCCCCGCGAUCAAGACAUCGACUUCGACAGGCCAGGAGAGAAAGGAGUGAUUUUUGGUAACCUAGUUCCUCUCCCCUUCCCCUUAUUCUGUAUAUCGUCUUUCCUCGAGUUAAAUCCUCACCUUCUUGCAUCUUCUCCCUCCUUCCUAUAACUUAAUACGCAAUGGCCUGCUCUUGAGCCGGAAAGUUCCUUAGAUACGUUGCUUGAGCAAUAUUUGUGCGUGAGCAACAAUGGCAUUUGGGAAGAGCUCCUUAAUGGAUUCUAGGAGGUCAUCGUCAUCAUCGUCGCAUUGGUCAAUGAUGACCCCCGUCUUGUUCAUUGCUCUUUGCUUGAUUGGUGUUUGGAUGAUGACUUCAACUACUAUAGUUCCUGUUGACGAGUCCUUGGGAAACAAAUCGGAGAUGAAGCAACAGGUACCCGAGAGCGAUACCAAGACGUACGAAGACAGCUCAGGAGAUGUUCCUGAUGAAGGAGGGAGAAGAGAUGCCGACGGGAACACGGAGGAUGCGACAACUGAAUUGAAAUCUGAGUCAUCAGAAGAGCAGAGCAUGAUUGACAAAACUGAUGAAAACUCAACAGGAAAAGUUCAGAAUGAUGAUCUUGGCAAGGAUGAUGAGGGGAAGAAGGAUGAAAAUCCAAAUCAGACUUCAUAUAAUGAUGAGAUUGGGAAUGCAGAGGGUGAAGAAACCAUCAAAGAAGGCAGCCAAGGGACUAAUGGUGGAGACAUGAACACAGUAGAGGCUGCACAAGAAAUUACAGGUAGUGAUCUAGGGAGUAAAUCUGCCCAAUUGACAUUCAGUGAUGAAAAUGGAAAAAUGGAGGGUGGAGAAAUGGCCAAAGAUAACGCAGAAAUAAAAGUAAAUAGUCAGGAGAAUGGGCAAGAGAAGAGCAAGGAACAGAGUUCUCAAGAAACCACAAUCAGUGAUCAGGAAAAGACUGCAGCACUGCAUUCUACAAACCAAGAUAAAAGCUCAGAGAAUAGUUCAGAUGAUGAAAACAAUGGAGAUGGGGAAACAAAUGAUGGGGAAAUGAUCAAUGAACCUAUCGAAACACAAGAGAGUGGUCAAGAGAGAGACCAAGAGAAAAGGUCAGAAGAGAAUUAUCAAGGAUCUAGAGAGAGUAAUGAGGAAACGAAAAUAGACCAAAAGCUUAAUGAAGUGUCAGGAAAUGGGAGAGGUACUAAUUCAGAGCAAAUUUCAGAUGAAAGCAAAGGAGAUGAGCAAGCAGGGCAGUAUUUUAAUGACAAAACAGAUAAUGCGCAAAAUAAGAGCAUCGAGCAGAAUGGUGAAAUGUUCUUCGAUGGAAAGGACCAAAUACAAGUAACUGAAAAGGGCAAACAAAAGCCUAAUGGGACCACCUCAGUACAGCAAAACAAAGAUCACCUUUAUGAUGAGAUGUUGUUGUCUAAUGGAGCUCAGUCAGAGCUACUAAAUGAGAGCAAUAGCCAGAAUGGAGCAUGGUCUACACAAGUGGCAGAGUCAAAGACUGAGGAGCAAUUGCAAGCAGGAUUGAAAGAACACAAAAACAUGUACAGUUGGAAACUCUGCAAUGUCACUGCAGGAACUGACUAUAUUCCUUGCCUUGACAAUGAGGAAGUCAUUAAGAGGCUUAUAACUACUAAACACUAUGAGCAUCGAGAAAGGCAUUGCCCUGAUGAUCCUCCCACAUGUCUGGUUCCUCUUCCUGAAGGAUAUACACAAUCAAUUCGAUGGCCACAUAGCAGGAACAAGAUAUGGUACUACAAUGUUCCUCAUACCUCACUAGCAACAAUAAAGGGCCAUCAAAAUUGGGUGAAAGUCUCAGGAGAAUUUCUUACUUUUCCUGGUGGAGGAACACAGUUCAAGCACGGAGCAUUACACUAUAUUGAUUUCAUUCAGGAGUCUGUACCUGGUAUAGCUUGGGGAAAGAAUAGCCGAGUUGUACUGGAUGUUGGCUGCGGAGUGGCUAGCUUCGGAGGUUUUUUAUUUGACAGAGAUGUACUUACAAUGUCAUUUGCUCCUAAAGAUGAGCAUGAAGCUCAGGUGCAGUUUGCUCUUGAAAGAGGAAUCCCAGCUAUGUCAGCGGUCAUGGGCACUAAAAGACUAUCUUUCCCCGGAAUGGUCUUUGAUGUUAUCCAUUGCGCUCGUUGUAGGGUUCCUUGGCACAUAGAAGGUGGCAAGUUACUAUUAGAGUUGAACCGUUUAUUGCGGCCAGGUGGCUACUUUGUUUGGUCAGCUACACCUGUUUAUCAAAAACUUCAAGGGGAUGUUGAGAUCUGGGAGGCCAUCUCAGAAUUGACAAAGUCCAUGUGCUGGGAUAUGUUGAACAAGACAAAGGAUAAAAUCAACCGAGUCGGCAUGGUAAUAUAUAAGAAACCUCUGAACAACGAAUGCUAUGAGAAAAGACCCGAAAGCAAUCCUCCCCUCUGUGAAGAUUCUGACGACCCCAAUGCAGCCUGGAACAUUCCUCUGCAAGCAUGCAUGCACAAGCUGCCUGUAGAUCGUGCUCUUAGAGGAUCGCAGUGGCCACAGCCAUGGCCACAGAGACUGGAGAAGGCACCUUACUGGUUGAAUGACUCACAGGUCGGAGUUUAUGGGAAACCUGCGCCCAAGGACUUUAUGACAGAUUUUGAGCAUUGGAAAUAUGUCGUAAACAACGCUUAUAUGAAGGGAAUGGGAAUUGACUGGUCUAUUGUGAGGAAUGUCAUGGACAUGAGAGCCAUAUAUGGAGGGUUUGCUGCAGCUCUGCAAGGGGAGGUGAAUGCCUGGGUCAUGAAUGUUGUCUCUAUCAAUUCCCUGGAUACUCUUCCGAUUAUAUACGAGCGUGGGCUCUUUGGAAUAUACCAUGACUGGUGUGAAUCGUUCAGCACCUACCCGAGAUCAUAUGAUCUGCUCCAUGCAGAUCAUCUAUUCUCCAGACUGAAGCAGAGGUGCAAAUUGUUGCCGGUUAUAUCUGAAGUGGAUCGCAUUCUGAGGCCACAAGGCAAGCUCAUUGUAAGAGACAGUGCAGAGGUAAUUGGUGAGGUUGAGGACAUAGCCAAAUCACUCAACUAUGAAGUCAAAGUGACUUCUUUGAAGGACAAUGAGGGUUUCUUGUGCGUCCAGAAGACAAUGUGGAGGCCAAAAGAAGUUGAGAUCAGUUCGCCAUCGCUGGCUUAGAGCAGAUGAAGAAUCAGAUAGAUAGAGAUGCCAAACCUAUUCAUUCUUUAUUCUUUAGUCAUUAGCGGUCGAGAUCAGAUCUCAGUCGGUUCGAAACGCUGACAAGGAGCUCCCCUCUAUAGAAUUUCCAUUCCUUGGACAGCUUAUUUUCCCCACUUUUUUUCUUCUUAUUCAUGUUAUUUUUUUCCAAAGAAAAUAGACUUUUUGUUUUUUUUUUAUCAAGACACAUGAUAUGGCAAUUUCAGAUUUUAUU